UGGUAACGAAGUAAACGUCAUUUCCGCUUUGAGAACGGCAACCCGGAAGUAACAGCUUACAAGUGGUGGUUUGUGUUUUCAAAAGCAACAAACUUGCCUCUGUGAAGUGUUUUCAUGCAGUUUCACCGCAGUGAUGCCCCGGUACUGCGCUGUGAAAGUGUGCAGUAACCGCGGAGGAACUGCGUCUAAACAAGAAAACAAGAGAGUCAGCUUCUACCCGUUUCCCUUGCAAGACAAGUCCAGGCUUCAGAAAUGGGUGGACAACAUGAGACGGGAGGAGUGGUCCCCGAGUCGACAUCAGUAUCUCUGCAGCGAGCAUUUUACAGAGGACUGCUUUGAUAUUCGAUGGGGCAUCCGCUACCUGAAGAACACGGCCGUCCCAACCGUAUUUCCUUCCAUUGAGGAUGAUGAAGAGAAAAAAGUUACACCCAUUAAAAGAAGCCCCAAGGCCAAACCCAGGACUUUGGACAUUGAGCCCACAGGAUUUGACUCUCCUCUCAGCAAGAGGCCACUCAUUUUGAGCAGAACAUGCAAAAAGGUCCAAUCAAGUACGACAAACAGCACAGAGAUGAUAUUUGAACCACCUCUGGUGUCGCUGGACACUGGCGUCACCUGUCAUUCAGAUCUCUUAGAGGUACGGACUGCUGCUUGUGAGUUACCAGGUGACGGUGGAACGCCAACAGUAUCCUGCCUCGUACUGUCCCCACGCGAUGAGCUGCAUCCUGAAGAGCAGGCCGACUCGAUUGUGACUGUGUUGUGCUGCGAGUCUCUCGGCCCUUUCUCGGAUGGACGGGAAAAUGUGGAUGCCCUCCAAGCGGCGCUGGGCCAGGCUUUUAGCUUCGUCCCCGUGGAAACGGUCAAAGACGAAGCCUGCUUUUCGGAGGAGAGGGGACCCUGCGAAGGAGAGCACAUUUGCUUUUACGAGCACUCGUACUGCAGGCCGGACACGGACAACGAUCAGCUUUGGCGCAAGAUCUUGAGUUUGCACUCGAAGAUCUUGGAGCUGGAUCGCAGGGAGGAGAGCACCGUGGCCAAAAUCCAUGCUCUGGAGACUGAGGUAGCCCGCCUGAAGAGAGACGGCGCUGUUUUUAAAGAGAAGCAGAACAUUUUAGAAGAUUAUAUAUCCUCCAUGUUGCUCUGAUCUCGCAAUCUGCGGACUUCUGAAAUGAGAUUGGUUACCAUUAUUUUGGUGAUAUGUUGCACAUGCUCCAAUACGUGAAGUACAGCAGCACAAACUGUCUUAUAAAACUCUAUUGGUACUCGUUGUUCUGCAACUUUUUUCUCAUAUCCAUAAGCCUUUUUCCACAGCAAACAUUUUGACAUGUAACACCUGUGCUUUCCCACAAUGUCAAGUCAAAAUAUCUGCUGUGAGAAAGGCCUAUUGUAUUAUCUGUUUUGUCCAUAUGGGGGCACUGUAUGACCGUCUUCAAAGCGUCACUGAAACAUUGAUUCUCAGCUGCUUGUUGCUAUGCAUUACUGAUACAUAUUUAUAUGUUUACAAUUUUUACAUGAUUGGAUCUCAGUUGUGAUUUCUACAUCAUCCUAUAAUUUAUGAAUGACUCACCACGAAUCAUGUCUGAAACCCUUUUUUAAAACCUAGACACGCAACUCGAAAAAAAAUGAUUAAGCUCUGGUAUUUACUGGACUGGAACAGCUACUGCUCGAUGUGUCGAUAUACAUCAAAUCAAUUCUCAUUCACGUUCAAACAGCCCCAAUCAUACAUGUAAUGACAGUGACAUCGGUGUUCGCCAGCAAUCAUGUCCACGGACGCAGAGGCUCAUUUUCUCUCUGUGGCUGUGAUUGAUUGUCUGCUGGCGUCACACUGUCAUUCUGUGCAGUCUCCUUCAAGUCCAAAAUGUUCUGCUUCACAGAAAAAAAUCAGCUGUGGAUUUACUUUAAGUAGAAUAAAGGGGAUUGUUAACACGUUUCUUAAAGCGUGCGCUCCUCUCAGAGGGGGCUGUGUUUGUGUCCACUAUGUCCCUGGUGAUUGUUUUAAACCCACCACAGUGACAUGAACGAGAACCAGCUGCAGGAUUUAUCCAUCACUUUUCCACCCUUGGGCUCUGAAUUAGUCAUCAUAGUAUUUUGGCCAAGUGAGGUGCCUAAUCCUAUUUGGAGCAGUUUUCCAGGAUGAGAUGCGCCAUAGGCUGUCUCUACACAGUAGCAGGCUUUGUCACACAAUCUGUGGAACAGUUUAGGGUGGAUUGUCACAAAACAUUGUAUUUAUAACCUGUGAUGAAAAUAGAAAUUAACUGUCUGUGGUUGUGACAAAAGAGAAAAAGAAAACACCUGUUGUGAUUUUAAUUGAGCAUAGCAAGGCUUUAAUAACUUGGAUUAAAAGGCUGUAUACCCUGAUGAUGACAUGAUGGAGCUUCUGCUUGUGAGGCUAAAUUGGUUUCAAAUUAAUUACAAUAUGAUUGCUUGCACGUAUGAAAGGAUUUGUGAAGUGCAAUAUGAAAUGACUCCUGGGUUUUGCAUUACAUGAAAAGGGUCACAAGAUGAUACAUUUCCACGGCAAGGAACGAAACCGACAAAUAUUAUUAAUGAAAUGAAAUUGCUGUAAUCACGUUGCUCCGCGUCUCGGCAGGAAAAACAAAACGACGUCAUCGCCGUGCAUUCGAUUUGUCUCUUUGAGACCUGCGCUUAUCUUUAUAGGAUUUGGUCCUUGGGAAGUACAGUGGAGUAAUAUUAAUUGUUUCUGGAAAUGCGCAAUAUUAAGUUACAAAGCCGUUCACAGCCAGGGUAAUGUAACUGACGAUCAAUCAGAAAGGACUAAGGAAUGAAAUGUUCAUAAUGAAAUAACAGGAAUCAAUACAUAACAGACCCAACAAUAAGGUUAAAGUAAAAGAUUAUAUACAGAAGGCCUUACGAUAAUAGUCAAUUCCAAUAGGUGCUUUCCAUCUAUGCUACAGAAACAAAUUAAUUUUCCCCCGUCUGUUGCAGGCAUAUUGAAGAGGGUGACGUCAGUGCUGUAAGUAGUAAAUUAUCAUUUAUUUAUUGUACUGAAUAUAACAAACCAUAUUGUUCAAUGUUUACUUGUGAUCAGACAAAAAAAGGCAAAGCAACACAAGCAGAAGGAAGAGAUGCUGCAAUUUACAUUUUAAUUACAUAAGAAAUAUUUACAGAAUAUUAAAAAUGAGUAGUCUGUGGAUGAUGAAUAGUCUGGCAUUAUGCUUCUCUGUAUGUGUGUAGAAAGAAAAUCCAGGUUUAUGUCUCGACUUUUUUUUUUUCUAAAGCAGGUUUAUUUUGAAAAUCCUAUUUCCUACAGCACUGCAUAAUGUACUGUGCUCUGUGUAAGUGUUGGUACGCUCGGGGAAAAGAUGCUGGCAUAUUUUAGUAUGCAUUAAGCACCGUGUCUUAGCCUGUUUCACAGCUGCAAACUACUCCGCUAAAAACGUAUAACAUAUGGGCUUUUCUUUCAUGCAUGAUGGGAUGUUUUAUUUGUGAGAUCGCUGAA
Messenger RNA from Sebastes umbrosus (honeycomb rockfish), 3457 nucleotides. RefSeq names its product THAP domain-containing protein 5-like. The record is from RefSeq and is a predicted model, not a curated record. Gene Ontology annotation, cellular component: nucleus. The transcript has 3 exons. Bases 134 to 1141 code for a protein of 335 amino acids. Lineage: Eukaryota; Metazoa; Chordata; Actinopteri; Perciformes; Sebastidae.